AUGGACAACCAGACCUUCACAAACAAUAUACUCCUUGUGGAGGGAUUGAAAGUUACACACCAAUCCACUUAUCCUGUUUUCAUCCUGCUUCUCUUGGCUUACAUCUUUACAAUGGGAUGUAACAUUGGACUUGUAAUUGUGAUCUCAACUGAAAAGAAUCUGCAUCACCCUAUGCAUUUUCUGUUCUGUAACUUGCCACUGAAUGAUAUACUAGGGACCACUGUCAUUAUGCCACGCUUAUUACAGGACAUUUUAAGGGAAACCUCAGAGCGCUACAUGACAUAUGUUGACUGUGUUGUUCAAGCAUAUUUUGUACAUGUAUUUGCAGCAGCAAGCCAUUUAACAAUUUUGAUAGGACUCACUGUACGCCUGUCUCGCUGCAAACAUAAAAUUGAAAGCCCUUUCUGUGAUAAUGCCUCACUUUUUAAACUGUCCUGUGAGGACAGUGUGGCUAUUAAUAAUGUGUAUGGAUUAAUUUCUACUGUGGUUAUCUUUAUUUUCUCACUUGGGUCUGUAUUUAUUACAUAUGGAAAAAUUACUGCAGUAUGUAUAACCAGCAAAAACAAAGCACUCAAUUGUAAAGCCUUAAAAACAUGUGGCACACACAUAGCUGUUUAUAUAAUCAUGUUUGUUUCUUGUGCCAUCAUGGUUUUUUUCCAUCGUUCUCCUGAAUACUCUGAAAAUAGGAAACUGGCUAGUGUAAUGUUCCAUAUUGUUCCACCAGGGCUAAAUCCUUUAGUAUAUGGUUUACAAACCAAAGAGAUAAGACAAAGGACAUUUAAACUUUGCUGUAGCUAA
Messenger RNA from Carassius auratus (goldfish), 798 nucleotides. Its product is annotated as olfactory receptor 1L4-like. Gene Ontology annotation, molecular function: odorant binding; olfactory receptor activity. The transcript has 2 exons. Gene Ontology annotation, biological process: G protein-coupled receptor signaling pathway; detection of chemical stimulus involved in sensory perception of smell. Gene Ontology annotation, cellular component: membrane. The record is from RefSeq and is a predicted model, not a curated record. Bases 1 to 798 code for a protein of 265 amino acids. NCBI's taxonomy places the organism in Eukaryota, Metazoa, Chordata, Actinopteri, Cypriniformes, Cyprinidae.